Molecule: messenger RNA, 1695 nt
Organism: Candida albicans SC5314
Lineage: Eukaryota; Fungi; Ascomycota; Pichiomycetes; Serinales; Debaryomycetaceae
Gene: RAD52
Product: recombinase
Exons: 1
Coding region: 1-1695 (564 amino acids)
Biological process (GO): mitotic recombination; double-strand break repair via single-strand annealing; double-strand break repair via homologous recombination
Cellular component (GO): nucleus
Source: RefSeq, a predicted model, not a curated record
AUGAACUCUAGACCUGCACCUCCGCAACCACGACCACCACAACAACAACCUCAGCAACCUCAGCAACCUCAACCCAACCAACAGAGGCUUCCCUUUCGACCAGACGAGUCACGAGCUCGUCGUUUGAAUCAACCACUUGAACAGCAUGCAAAUCCAAUCAAUCCGUCUAAUUUUGCUGCAAGAGAGUACACAGAACAAGAACAUAAGGACAUACAAACGAAAUUAAAUAAAUCGUUGGGUCCUGAAUUUAUUAGUUAUCGUGAUGGUCCAGGUGGAACUCGUGUUCAAUACAUUGAAGGUUGGAAAAUACUCAAUUUGGCUAAUGAAAUAUUUGGGUUUAAUGGAUGGAACUCACAAAUUGUGUCAUGUCAAGUUGAUUUUUUAGAUACUCAUGGUGGUAGCGGUAAAUUUUCAGUAGGGAUUUCUAUGGUUGUUCGUAUCACAAUUAGAGAUGGAACUUUUCAUGAAGAUGUUGGCUAUGGAUCUAUUGAGAAUUGUAGAAGCAAAAUUUUAGCACUUGAAAGAUGUAAAAAGGAAGCACUCACAGAUGGAUUAAAACGAUGUCUUAGAUGUUUUGGUAAUGUUUUGGGUAAUUGUUUAUACGACAAGACCAUUGUUGCUCAAAUGAAGAAAUUAAAGAAAUUUCCGAUCGAGUUUGAUCCAAAUGAUUAUUAUCGUGAUCCAUUAUUGGUUGAAAGAGAAAGAAAGAAGAAUAUAAUUGAAAAACAACAUGAAGAACAAAAGAGACAACAAGAAGACGCGUCAAGGUUGGAUAAUUCAGGUCAACAGGUGCAGCACCAGCAACAAAAUAACUCAAACGUAGUUUCAAACGGAUCAAUUCCAGUAAAUGGGCAACAAAAUCAUCAAAACAAAGGAUCUGAUAUUGUCGAACCUCUAGAAGCAAAUCAAGGUAAUACUCGUGCAGGACAAGUUCCACAGCUUUCCCACCAUGCAGCAGCUUUUGUUACACCAAAACUGCCAACCAAAGUGGUCAGCUAUGUUCCAACAAGUAAAGAAGCUGAAGAGUUGGAUGAUUCAUUUAUGUUCAGUGAUGAUAUUUUUGAUGGGGAAUCGCAGAGUAUUUACUAUCCUCCAGAAGUUCGGGAACAUGAACAAAAUCAACAACAACAAAAAGAAGAAAACCAGGGAGUAGCUAGAAAUGGUGCAACCAAAGAAACGACAAACAAUGGACGAUCUGAAAAUCGACCUCAAAACGAGUCUAUGGCAGUUGAUCAAAAUCCACCGGUGCUCAUGAAUGCUUUUGUGACUGCAAAAUCAGCUGAGGUAUUACAACAAUCGCCAACAGUUGAAGCAGCUGCCAAAAACAUUGUCCAAUUUGAUCCUAAAUUUGUAUCUCCCAAUAUGAGAAGAACUGUUGAUCCUACCAAAUCAGUACCAAUUAAACGAAGUGAUAUUAAAAAUAGUGUCGCUACGACACCGUCACCAUUGGGUGUAAACACAUCUAGUAAUCGAAUUAAUAAACCCAUGAUAACAUCAAACAAUAAUAAUAAUAUCAACAAUAUGGGUAAGAGGAUUGGAAUGCCACCUCAACCAAGAACAAACAAACUAGUUAAUUCGGGAAAUAAUCCUUCUUCGGGUAUACCGCACACUGUUUCUACUUCUGUUAAUGGUGCAAGUGGUAAUGAGAAUGUUGAAAAUAAUUCUACAAUAGCUAAUACGACUGUUAACCAAUAA